Molecule: messenger RNA, 1926 nt
Organism: Pleurotus ostreatus (oyster mushroom)
Lineage: Eukaryota; Fungi; Basidiomycota; Agaricomycetes; Agaricales; Pleurotaceae
Exons: 3
Coding region: 1-1926 (641 amino acids)
Source: RefSeq, a predicted model, not a curated record
AUGUCACAAAUUUGUGAAGAGCGUCGCUUACACCCACUCAACCUCUUGCUCCCGGCAAGGAGCUCGACGUCGGCCGAUGGAGAACGUCCUCAAAAGAAAGAGAUGGAGCUCAUCGAGGCUAACAAUGAGCAGGCCACAGUCAAAUUCAAUCCCCAUCAGAAUGAUGUACAAUCCACUUCACGACCGCCCUCACCGUUCAAAGCACGCGUGCAGAACAUGUCCUCCUCCUCGUCCUCUUCGAACGCCAUGCCGGCAAAGUUGAAGGCGAAGGUGAACAGCACUGCGACCCCCCUCCGAAAGACCCCAAACGUGGUAUCGAGCACCAAGUCGGCGACAGUCGCUGUUCGACGCGAAAGGAGCGUCACCACACUUAGUACAAGCCCGACACCACGGGCAGCGUCGCCCUUCAAAUACAAUACGCUCAAACCACCCCCGCGCGAUGAUUCACCGACAUCUCACCCCAAAGUCCGCGCGACGGUCCGGACGCUGCGACCACAUACAGCGCAGUCAGUAAUAGGAAGCUCGGACACCCGCCAGCGAGCUUUCACUAGUGUAGCAGCGUCUGAUGUUGGAUCUAGAGGUCGUAAUGGGAGCGUGUCAUUACAGCAUGCGGCGUCGUUCGCGUCGCUGCAGCGUUCGCAGCCGGGUUCGAGGUCAACAUCACCUGUAGCACCCUCGCCAACGGACACGCUAUCAGGAAUGACGGGGUUGAAGAUCAAAGCCAAGGUAUCGGGGCUAGCGAAGCAGACACCCGUGAGUGGAGAGUUUUCACCAUCAAGUCCACCGCUGCCAUCCAUACGUACGCCACCGACGCGCGCAAGAGCUGCGUCGAUAACCAACAUGACCUUUGCGUCUGCACCUCCGUCACCAAACCCUGGAUUUAUAUACCCGAUCACGACUGCCACUCCCGCUGCAAAUCCUCACCGGUAUGCCCCUGCGCGACCACACUACCAACCAUUUCGUUCCCCCACUUCGGUCAAGGUUGAUCCGGCCUCAAUACCCCUUCCUCCACAUUCUCCCCCCACCUCUUCGCUUUCUGUAUCUUCCAAAUCUUCUCUUUCUCGCUCAUCUGUGCAAUACCAAGUUUCGGCAGAGUCGAGCACUAGCCACAGUAACGCUUCAACGGAACAUCUUCAACAUCACGGAAAACACGAUUCUAAUGACUAUGACGAGAGACUUCGCUCGACGCUGGACGAUCUAGUGCGACACGUAGAGAUGGGGGACGCGAAUAAUACAUCGGGGGAGAGCGGCGACGACGAUGCAGUAUAUGACGACGAACGUAAAGCACGAGCUCAAGCGAAGUCAAAUCGAAAAAUCGAAGACUUGGAAAUAUCGAACCGUUCGCUACUUGCUAUCAACGCAUCAUUAGAAGCUGCAAAGCAUAAACAAGCGAAGGAGAUCCGAGAUUUGCGACGUAAACUGCGAGAAUCGAGGCUGAUAUUACCCCCACGCGCAUAUCGCGCUGUCAAGUCCUCAUAUGGCCCUGACGACGAAGAACCCGAUGACGAGGGGGAUGAUGAUGCUGAGGGUGAUGAGAGUGAGCCGGAAGACAGCGAUAUGGUGUAUAAGCGCGUCAAGUCUUUGAUAGAGGGGUUGCUGAGCAGCGGGAAGCGUGCGUUGGAGGCUAAGCCAGAAACACCGGUCUCCAGUAAAAGUGGGGCGAAAGUUCUCAGUGCUGAAGAAGUUAAGAGUUGGCGAGAGUCGUCAAAUAGCGGGUCCGACCACGAAGAUAUAGAUAUGGACAUCAAGCCACGGCGUAGUCGUCCUUCUUCUCGAUCUCGCCGUACUUCAGGACGAAACGCAGACUCGGAGGAAGAGGUUGAGUCCAUGGCUUACGCAUUGACACCCUCUCCACCACCUUCGCUAUCAGCAUUCACCGGUUCCCGCUCUCCGCCGCCACCGAUACUUGUGACAGAAUCGCAAUAA